GGUCACCUCAGAGACGCGUAGAAAGAUGUCAGCCAGACAGGACCGGCUAUAGCCGGUAGCUUCGACCUUCGAGAGAGGCCCCGUGAACCUCAGAGUCACCCUCGCGUCUCUUUUAAGCCGGCCCGUUUCGGACUUGCAAAUACCCGAAAAUAAAAAUAAGGAGAAAAUAAAAUAAUCGGAUAUAAUUUAUUUUUCUUUUGUUCAAUUUAUCAUUGCCUUUCUUUUUCUGGAGAAAAAGGUGGUGCCGGGGGAGUUCGCCGUGAAAGUGAGUGAUCAUUAACGGUGAUGGUGCGCAGCGGAAGCGUAGCAGGACUAUCGACAGUGGUGAUGGCGCACUGGCUCAAAGACGCCUCCAAUUGGUGGGAACAAAUUAACGAGUCUCGGGUCUGGCAGGAUCGAAUCUUUCACGUCCUUGCUGCUCUCUACGGCGUCGUCGCCGCCGUUGCUCUGGUUCAACUGGUUCGAAUACAAUUGAGAGUGCCAGAGUAUGGAUGGACCACGCAGAAGGUCUUCCACUUUCUCAAUUUCUUGGUGAAUGGGGUUCGGUCAUUGGUUUUUGUGUUUCGUCGGGAGGUGCAGAAGUUACAACCAGAGAUUGUCCAACAUGUCUUGCUCGAUAUGCCAAGUCUUGCUUUCUUCACGACAUAUGCGCUUUUGGUUCUUUUCUGGGCAGAGAUUUACUAUCAGGCACGUGCUGUAUCUACAGAUGGACUUCGACCAAGUUUCUUUACAAUUAAUGCAGUGGUUUAUGCUGUUCAGAUUGCUUUGUGGUUGAUAUUAUGGUGGAAGCCUAUACGAAUUGCGGUCAUCCUAUCAAAGAUGUUCUUUGCAGGUGUCUCUUUGUUUGCAGCCCUUGGGUUUCUCUUAUAUGGUGGAAGACUCUUCUUGAUGUUGCAGCGCUUCCCUGUAGAAUCCAAAGGACGACGUAAAAAGCUGCAAGAGGUUGGCUAUGUGACCACUAUAUGUUUUUCAUGUUUCCUUGUUAGAUGCAUCAUGAUGUGUUUUAAUGCAUUUGAUAAAGCAGCAGACCUUGAUGUUUUGGAUCAUCCUGUUCUGAACUUCAUAUAUUACCUGUCGGUCGAGAUAUUACCUUCUUCUUUGGUCCUUUUCAUUCUGAGGAAGUUGCCUCCAAAACGUGGGAUUACUCAAUAUCACCCAAUUCGUUGAGAGGAUUGAAGAUAACAGAUGAUGAAAGGCAAAGGUAGAGAAAGGGGAGUAAUGGAUGAGGCAGCUUUUGAGAUGCUUAUCUAGCGCCUCUAAAAAGAACAAAGAGCUAUUUAAAAAAAAAAAAAAACAGAAGUUAACUGUAAUGCGCUCCUCUGGCUAUAGGGGGUUGUAGAUUUGUUGAAAAGGAAUUAUGUUUCUAAGGAUAGUGAAAUAUGUUGACUCUGUUAGUGUCAUGAUCUUUGCUUUGUAUGUCUUGAAUCUUGAGAUCAUGUAAUUGGUGUUCUUUUCGGUUCAACACGACACAACUUUGUGAGCAUCCAUUCAUGCCUAUUAUGUAAAGGAAAAGGAGAGAAAAGAGAGCUUCUCGAAUGCUUCAUGAAAUUGUGAAACUGUGUUCUCUGCCAGAUUUAAUGAAAAUGUGAUUUGCGUUGGGGUU
Molecule: messenger RNA, 1603 nt
Organism: Alnus glutinosa
Lineage: Eukaryota; Viridiplantae; Streptophyta; Magnoliopsida; Fagales; Betulaceae
Product: tobamovirus multiplication protein 3
Exons: 11
Coding region: 286-1167 (293 amino acids)
Source: RefSeq, a predicted model, not a curated record